AUGUCAGCUGAAGUGUGCCGAACGGACGAGGAUAAAACGCUCGCCGAAGAUGAUCAGAAUGAUAGUAAUUCGGGAAACAUGGAUCAGAGAUUUGAGAGAAUCACAGUGCCGAUUCAAAUGAUCAAAGGCAAACGAUUCGGACUCGGGAUAAUGCUGGUGCAUCAGCGAAUUAUUGUGUGUAAAGUUGAUGAUGAAUCCCUUGUCUCCGGAAUCUUAAAAGUCGGCGAUCAAAUCACCCAAAUCAAUGGGGAUACGGUAACCGAUAAGGAGAAGUGCAGAAAGCUUCUAAUCAGCAAUUUACACAAGAAGGGAAAAGCUGAUGUCUCAUUGAUUCGACCAAAAACCAAUGAUGCGAUUUGUACAAUAAUGGAAGAGAUCCAAUUGAACAAAAAGCCGAGCAUAAUGAAAGAGGAUCUGAAAAAAUGA
Messenger RNA from Caenorhabditis bovis, 426 nucleotides. NCBI's taxonomy places the organism in Eukaryota, Metazoa, Nematoda, Chromadorea, Rhabditida, Rhabditidae. The record is from the annotation of a GenBank genome assembly.